AUGCUGGUGAUUCGUUCUUUUCCAUUCGUCGAGUAAGUUUGGUCGUCACGUCAACCUAACAGGCAACGACCUUUCUAGGUGUCGGCGAGACGACGUGGUGGGGGAAGGAGCAGUAGAAGCGGAAGAGGAAGGGGAAUUGGGUUCCCAGGAAAGCCUCCCCGGCGGAAUAGUCAGAACAGUGGGAGAAUCCUUGCGCCGGAGCUCCGAUAGAUUGGUGGGGUUGUUGUUCUGACGGAGGAGAAGUGGAAUCACGAAAGAAUCCCAAUCCAUGGGGCUCCUCCGAUCCCUCCUCUUCCUCUUCCUCUUCCUCUUCCUCUACUUGGGAAUUGCGCGCGGGGACGACGUCUGGAACGAUGAUGACGGGACCCCGAAAUCUCCUGGCUGCAGCAACAAGUUCCAACUGGUUAAGGUGAAGAACUGGGUUAGUGGUGAGGAAGGCAUAAGCAUGGUUGGGCUUAGUGCUAGAUUUGGUUCUCCCUUGCCAACUCACGAGAAAGAAGCUGUGAAACUGAAUGCUGUUUUGGCAAAUCCAAUAAAUGGCUGUAGUAAUUCAUCGUUAAAGCUCUCCAGUUCAAUUCUCUUAGUGAAGCGUGGGGAUUGCACCUUCACAACUAAGGCCAAAGUUGCACAGGCUGAAGGUGCUGCAGGAUUACUUGUGAUGAAUGACAAAGAAGAUCUCUAUAAAAUGGUUUGCACUGAAAAUGAUACUUCUAUCAACGUUACAAUUCCUGUUGUCAUGAUUCCUAAAUCAGCAGGGGAUGCCUUCCAACAGUCUUUGGCUGCGGGGAAGAAGGUGGAAAUGUCACUGUACUCUCCAAAGAGACCAGUUGUUGACUUCUCAGAGAUUUUCUUAUGGGUGAUUGCUGUUGGCACCAUUGUUUGUGCUUCACUUUGGCCUGAGUUUGUUGCUUGUGAACAAACUGAUGAACGCUACAAUCAGCUUACAAAGAAGGAUACCCACAAUUCUGGAGCAACUGUAAAGGAUGAUUCUGAGAAGGAGAUUCUUGACAUCAAUGCAAAAGGAGCUGUCAUUUUCAUAAUAUUGGCAUCUGCAUUUCUGAUGCUGUUAUACUAUUUUAUGUCUUCCUGGUUUAUUUGGCUGCUUAUUGUUCUAUUCUGCAUUGGGGGCAUUGAGGGAAUGCAUGUAUGCCUAGUGACACUAAUCUCAAGGAUGUGUGGAGGAUGUGGCGAGAAGACAAUUAAUAUUCCUUUGAUUGGUGAAGUUUUGCUAUUGUCAGUUGUUAUUUUACCUUUUUGUGCAGCUUUUGCUAUAUUUUGGGCUGCAAAUCAGCAUGCAUCUUAUGCCUGGGUUGGACAAGAUAUUCUAGGUGUUUCUCUGAUGAUAACCGUUUUACAAAUGGCCCGAUUACCCAACAUCAAGGUUGCUUCGGUACUUUUGAGCUGUGCUUUCAUCUAUGAUAUUUUCUGGGUCUUCAUAUCACCACUUCUCUUCCAUGAAAGUGUAAUGAUUGCGGUUGCUCGGGGUGAUAACAGUGGUGGUGAAAGUCUUCCUAUGCUAUUAAGAAUUCCUCGCUUUUUUGAUCCUUGGGGUGGAUAUGAUAUGAUUGGAUUUGGGGACAUUCUCUUUCCUGGACUUCUUGUUUCAUUUGCCUUCAGAUAUGAUAGACUUAACAAGAAAGACAUCCUGAAUGGUUAUUUUAUUUGGUUAACAAUUGGCUAUGGAGUUGGUCUGUUUCUCACGUAUCUGGCCUUAUAUUUAAUGGAUGGCCAUGGCCAACCUGCUCUUCUUUACCUGGUCCCAUGUACAUUAGGUCUUACGAUUGUACUGGGCUGGCUGCGCAAUGAACUUAGUGAUUUAUGGAACUAUGGCACAUCCCUUCCAAGUCAUGCAUCAACGGAAGCUUGAUGACUGUCAAUUAAAAGGACAAACAAAGGUCCAUGAACCCGUUACCAGCAGGGACUCCAGAACCACCCUGAUUCAGACGAUGACUUCUAUAGCACUGGUGACUGCUGAUAUCCUUCAGCUUUCAGUCUUUUGGUGCUUGUGUUUCAGGUGGUAUGUGCAAGUGCAGAAUAAAAGUUCAAGCUCAAGCGAGGUGAUUGCUUCUUCAGUUACUUGUAACUAUCUCACAUUGUAAAAGGUCUUCCUUGUAUAUCUUGCGUACUGAUUUCUGGCAAGAAAACGAUCUCAAGUUUUCCCUACCAUUUUCCUAUUAUAAGUUAUGAAAUGUAUAGUUCCUCUAAGUAGAUAAAUACUUUGCUAUAGUUAAGUUUGCAAGUAUUUCAUGUAUUAGGAAUUGUUGCUACUAACCA
Molecule: messenger RNA, 2274 nt
Organism: Nymphaea colorata (pocket water lily)
Lineage: Eukaryota; Viridiplantae; Streptophyta; Magnoliopsida; Nymphaeales; Nymphaeaceae
Product: signal peptide peptidase-like 2
Exons: 14
Coding region: 269-1867 (532 amino acids)
Biological process (GO): membrane protein proteolysis
Cellular component (GO): lysosomal membrane; Golgi-associated vesicle membrane; cytoplasmic side of endoplasmic reticulum membrane
Molecular function (GO): aspartic endopeptidase activity, intramembrane cleaving
Source: RefSeq, a predicted model, not a curated record